Molecule: messenger RNA, 677 nt
Organism: Gigantopelta aegis
Lineage: Eukaryota; Metazoa; Mollusca; Gastropoda; Neomphalida; Peltospiridae
Product: mannose-binding protein A-like
Exons: 3
Coding region: 107-517 (136 amino acids)
Source: RefSeq, a predicted model, not a curated record
CUGUCGGUCGUUUACGUACAACACUGAUUUGACAUGCCAUCUGCAUUCUGUGAGACUUGCGAACGCCAGUUCUCUCCCUUCGUUAGGAUCGCGCCACUACUUUGAUAUGGCAGGUGAGUGUCCAGUUGAAGACGGGUACGUACUGAUUCUACAUCUAAACUUGUGCUUCAAGGUGUACAACGCAAGUCAAAGGUGGAUCAGUUCACGUAACCUUUGCAGAAAGGAAAAUUCCUGGUUGGUUAUCUUGGACACGGAAGAAAAACAUAAAGCCGUCAAAGAAUACAUCGAAACAAAUUUCGAUACGUCGAGGUAUCGGAUUGGCUUGGGUGAUAGAAAAGUGGAAGGCGUGUUUCUCUGGCAGAAUGGAAACAAUGUCAGCUUCACAAAAUGGAAACCAGGCAGUCCGAACAAUGAUAUGACUACAGAAGAUUGUGUUAUCUUAGUUGUAAGUGACAACUGGUGGAACGACAUUAACUGCGCAUGGCAACAUAAUUACAUAUGCGAACAUUCAGUCUGACUUAAUUCCAACAUAGCCAUAGCAUACGACACGUGUAAUUGGUGUGAAGCGAAAAAACCAAACAGGAAUAAACAUUAUGAGAUACAAUAUGUGUUGUAAUGUAUACCUUGAACUAAUGUGUUGUUACAUACAUACAUACAUACAUACAUACAUACAUACA